AUGAAUGCCGCCAAGCAGCUUUCCAAGACCACGAACAAGUUCACCAACAUCAACAAGCUGGCGAGGCCGACCAAGGACCUCAGCCAGCUCUCCAAGUUUAGGAAUGGUGGAUCGGCCGCGUACUGGGGCUACAAAGCCUUCCAGGCCCUCAGGCUGUGUUCCGGUGACGUCACCGCCUUGGCCGAGAUCGCCGCGGAGCUCCUCGAUCAAGGACUCUGCGCGGGGCUGGUCGCUAACCCCGGAAUGAUCUUGGAAGCCGUGGAGGCCGUCGUGAGUGCGUACGGGGGCAUCCAGUCCUUCAGGAAGAACGUCAAGAACUUCGCGCAAUUCUCGGCGGCGCUCUCGAAACAGCUCAACGGUGACGGAAAGACCCAGACGAAUGGGAGGACCAUGGACUCGGCGGAACAUCUCUACACCAUGUUCACGGAGUGCGACAGCGAUGGUUCAGGAGGCAUUUCGAUCGAAGAAUACGUGUACUUCUGCAGCCGGGAGGGGGUUCCCAGGAGCGUGGCCGAGACCACCUUCUUCCAGGCGGACAUAGACGGAAACGGGCAAAUAUCGUUCGAGGAAUGGACGGCGAUGAUGAUGGGGAGGGUGGGUCGAGACAAGGACAGCUUCAACUGCGGCGGCAACCACGGCCUGGUCCAAUACGUGGCCGUCUACAACGGAAUGGCCUGCGACUUCUGCGGGACUCCAAUCCAGGCGGGCUUCUUUGCCAAGGGCUGCAGGCGAUGCGAUUGCGACGCUUGCGCUACUUGCUCCGGGCUACCGACAACGCCAGCGCCCCCCCCGCAGCUCCCCCCCCGGGGUGGCCUCGAAUCCGGAUCUGCCUCUGCGCCAGGACAACCCAAGAAAAAGGUCAAGAAAAAGGUUAAGGGGGGGACAAAGGAGACGGGGGGGACGAAAAAAGUGAAGAAAAAGGUGGCGGCAUCAGGAGGAGAAGCAGGGAAGACGAAGGUGAAGAAAAAAGUGGCGGCACCAGCAGGAGAAGGAGGGAAGGCGAAGGUGAAGAAAAAAGUGGCGGCACCAGCAGGAGAAGAAGGGAAGGCGAAGGUGAAGAAAAAAGUGGCGGCACCAGCAGGAGAAGCAGGGAAGACGAAGGGGACAAAAGCUAAGAAAAAGGCGACCCCAGCGGCCCGGCCUCCGGCGGAGGCACCGCCGCAGCAGCAGCCGCCGUUCCAAAGCAUACCGCCCCCUCUCGUGCACGUAGGAGAAGCCCCGUUGCCGCGGGCUUUCGCGUGGGUGGAAGCGGCCGCCGUGCAGACGUCGUCCGACUCCUUCGAUUGCCGCCUGCGGCACGGCCUGACCCUCUACACCGUGCCUUUCGGUCUCCCAGUUGCCUGCGACUGGUGCGGCGCGUCCGUUCCCCCCGGCUACCCGGCCGUAGGGUGCCGGGCGUGCGACGUCGACGGGUGCUUGGAUUGCGCGGCGAGGAGCCUGACGCCGUCGGCAGGAGACGGGAGCGGCAGCGGCAGCGCGCUUGCGCUGACGUGCCCCGGUGGGCAUGGGCUGACGAUGGCGGCGGCGGUUCCCGGCUGCGCGUGCGAUCUGUGCGGCUGCGGCGUCGGCGCCGGGUCGAAGGUUUUCAGCUGCAGGCUAUGCAACAUGGAUGCUUGCGUCUCCUGCAUCUGGAGAGACCACCGCCGCCGGCCGCAGCAGGCCGAGAAGCUUGGACGGGUAAACACCACCCCCGCCGCGGCGACCCCUGAACCAAGCCCAUCGCCGGCGGUGCCGCUGCCGCCGCCGCCGCCGCCGCCGAGCUACGACACCAUCGGUGCACCUUCACCACGCAACGAUGGCCAAGCUGCCGCUGUUGCGAUGCCACCGUAUCACGGGAUGCCGGCCGGCGUUGUGGCGGCGGUUGCAGGGCCGCCCAAGUAUGGAGAAUUGACGACGUCGAGUCAAGCCCGUUCACCCCCCUCAUACGGCGACCUUUUUGUGAGGGGACCGGGAGGAAACGGCGGCCCUAACGCGCCAACUGAUGAUGAUGAUGAUGAUGAUGAUGAUGACGAUGAUGAUGAUGAUGAUGAUGCCUCCGACGAGGAAGUCCCCCCCUUCGCCUUUGAUUCGGUGGUGAGGGUGCUUGGCGUGGACGAUCCGCGGACCGACGGAAAGCUCAUGACGGUGAUCGGCUUUGAGCCCUGCCCCAGGGGCGGAGCGGGGAUCGUCGUGCUCCAGAGGAAGCGUAAGGUUGUGAGGGUCCCCACCGCAAACGUUUUCAACGUGGUCGGUUGA
Molecule: messenger RNA, 2235 nt
Organism: Ectocarpus siliculosus
Lineage: Eukaryota; Phaeophyceae; Ectocarpales; Ectocarpaceae
Source: the annotation of a GenBank genome assembly